AGCAGUCAAACAGACAGGCAAAAACUGUUGCACAUCACAUACUAGGCCAAGUAACAGGAAGGGACGGCAUCCAUUCAGGGAAUGUAAUGGAAAUGAGCAGAGCAGCCACUCUAUUGCUCUUGUCCACACAUGUGUCCUAUGCAGAGGCUGUGCAUGUGAGCGACCCAAUUGUUUGCUAUAUUUUAGAUGUAAUUCUGCUGCUGUAUUCCAUCAUUUUUACGGCUCUCUACUUCCGAGUGAAGUUUACAAGGGAAGAGCCUAUUCCUGAUGAACCUGCAACCCCAGCACGAAACCCCAAUGAGCCUGUAUACACAGACUUGGAUCUGCCUCAGAUGAGUUCUGAUUAUCAGCAACUGAACAGACCGAUUAGAAGACGAGAAGAGGAGACACAUUAUCAGGAACUGAGAGGACAAUCAAAUGAAGAAUACCAGGAAAUAAAAAAAACAGGAACUAAACCUCGCACAGGCAACAGCAAACCUAAAGAGGCUCGAACGGGAAGAAAAAGGAAUGCAGCUGAAACUGUGGAGAUGGACACUUUUGUGGCAUCACGAAAUUAAUCAUGCGUAAACUCAACAAGAACAACACACACACACACACACACACACACACACACACACACACGCAUACACGUGUUAUCAUCUAUCUAAUAUAUAUAUAUAUAUAUAUAUGCACAUUCAUAUUUUUUUGUGUAUUUAAUUUGAUUAUAUAGCCUGUAAUUUGCUGUUUCGUUUACAAAUGCAAACUUUUGUUACAAUAGAUGGUCUUAUAUGCUUAACACAUAAGGAAGGCACUGAUAAUUUUGUAAGAUGUAAUUUAUGAACUGGACUUCGAAAGUGUUAAAUAGUCCCAGUCAGCAUGUGACAAAACUAAAUGUUAAAUAAAUGUUUUUCUGCAAUUACUAAACAUAUGCAUAAAAUAAAAAGUAAUAGCUAUUCAACAAAUUAUACACAUUUUCAAAUUCUGAAAGACCAAAGACAUGUUAGAAUAUUAAAACAGUUGAAAAAUGGUUUAAUGAUGUUUACAACAAAAAAAAGAGAACUGUACAGUUACAGUAAAAGAUUAAUAUAUAUAACAAAAAAAAAAAAAAUACAGCAGACAAAUGCAUUAAAGCUACCAUGAUAUCCUGAUUCACAUACUUUUAUUCUACACAAUCAUUCAAUUCUAAGCUACAGUGAUGUAGCCAUUUAGCGUUCAGUCUAGGGUUUAUGUUCUUGAAAACAGGCCAUGAGUGGCACAAGAGUUCAGCUUUGUAGUGAUACACAGAACCCAACCAAUCAUCACUAUGACAACGAGUUACAGCAUUCUGAAAGGAGAUAUAGGAGUAACAAUCUACAGUAUGUGACAGGGCAAGAAUGGAACACUUUCCUUAAGAUUUAGCUGAAGGAAAUACAGAAAUGAGAAAUGAGAGUAUAGAGGGAUUUCUUUUGAAAUCAUUGACAAAGCAUUAUGUACAUUUUCAUUUUUUUUCCUCUUUUUGUUUUAAAAACAAUGAUAAAUUGGGCAGUGAAACUGAUAUCACAUACAUUGACACAUCCAAAAACAUACAAAAAUACUAUUUCGUUUACCUACAGUAAGACAGUUUUGCCGUUAAUUCCAUGCUGUGACAGAAAAAGAACAACAAAUUCAACAAACAAGAAAAUGAACCCCCCCCCCAAUAAGCAUCUCAGAAAAAUACCAAAAUAUACAUCUAAGCUUUGGAAUUACUGAGGUUAGGACUAAUGCCAGAGCUGGUUUCUGUUUCUUAAUACACAAGCUGAAGGGUUUGGGAAGCAAGAAGGAAAAAAACAGUCAUCUUUGGUAUCUGCAUUUGUAUAACAUUUCAUAUUUGGAUUUUUGCUUUGGAAUAGAGCUUAUAGUUUCUUUCGACCCUUCAUUCGGCAAUAAAACUAUCAAAAGGAUUGUGUCAUACAGACACUGCCCUUGCAAGAUGGACAACAAUGCAUAGUUGCACAGCUGAUCAAUCACCAAUUGAAAUCAUGAUCGUGGAAACAGCAAAGCUAAAUAAAUACAUUGACAGAACACCCAAAUCACGGGACAAUGGCACCUAAAAGUAUGGAGAGACAUUACAUGUUUUCCGUAGACAAUCAUAGAAAGUGUUGUAACUCCAGAGAACAGUUCAUCCAGAGCAGGUUGCAGUGAGCCCAGGAUAUCCUUCAGUGUGUAUUAAUAAACAUCACCCAGCCUGAGGUGUUACUUUGACAAGUCCUUUCAAGAAGCCAGCAGAGCUUUUCCUCUUUUUACUAAACCCCACCCACUUGGCCACAUGUGUGACCAAUGAUCUCAAAAGUUGAGGCAGGUUACUAGGAGAGAGUUUAGUCCAUACAAUCACUUUGAAAGUCUUUGGUUACCACAGAGAAGGUGAGGAACUUGCAGACCGCCAACCCAAAAGAACAAACACAAGCACACAAACCAUGCAGCAAAACUCAGAAUGGGGGAAAGAUGACGAUUGUCAAAUCAUAUAAAAAGCUUUGGUAUAAAAUGAAUAAGUGGCUACAGUGUGAACUUUAGUUUAUAUAAAAAGGAAAAUAUAAAUAAAAGUGGAAUGAGCUUCUAAAUUCUGGCUAAUAUGCAUGUGCUUGUAUGUCUUGCAUGCCUUUUUGUUCUUCUUGGUGUCAAUCCUGUUUCUCACUCCAAAAAAUAUACUGACAACUGCGGGCUUCCUGUUCUGGGACAGUAAUUUUUGUAUUUAUUUCAUUUUAUCUUAUGAAGAAGAUUUAAGCACAUUUUUACUCGGUUAUAAAUGAGGUAUACAACAGCUCCUUUACUCAGACCAGCUCUCACUCUUAUCUUUCUGGUGCAUGACCUCUUCUGCAACUAUCCUAUUUUGUCACUAGACUGAGGGUCUACAGCAACAAUAUAUUAUACAAUCGGAAAACUACCCAAUCACACACCAAAAUCAAGUGCCAAAGGGAUCAUUUACAGCCAAGUGGUCAAUUGCAUCACAUUAUUAUGAUGCUUCCUUAUAUCCACUAAUAUCCAAAAAAAAAUUCUGAGUUAUGUCAUGUCAGACAGAAACUACUUUCUAUACAGUAUUAAAAGGAAUAGUUUGCCCAAAAAUGGUGUCAUCAAAAUCUGACCACAAUUAGAUCGCCUCAGUCACCAUUCACUUUCAUUGCAUUUUUUUUCCCCAUUCAGUGAAAGCGAAUGGUGACUGAGGCUAACAUUUUGCCAAACAUCUACUUGUGUUCUAUACAGUUAAGAAAGUCAUAUGGGUUUAAACACAACAUGAGAUUGAGUAAAUCACUGAAUUUUUGGGUGAACUACCCCUUGAAAUUUUUAAAGUAAAUGCACCACCAGCAACAAUCAUGCCACCCCCCAACAUAUCAGCAGGAGUUGAGUUAUUAGUAAAGCUUUUUCAACAGGUAUCCAACCGGCUUGAAUUCUACCUACAUAACAGGUAGCAACACUUCCAAUAUAUCACAAAACACACAUAGAACUCACAGCAUUAUUUUCAUGGUCGAUAUGCACCAUGUGAGUAUGACAUUGGUGCAUGCUUGGGUGCAUCUUCUUUCACAUGCACACACACAAAUCAAAAACAAAAAUCAUCUCUUGCAUAAACAUACUCACUACAAUUUGCUACAAUGCGUCAAACUUCUGAAAUAAUAGUAAGGCAUAAAUGAUAAAUGCAAGUUUUUAUCAAACUAAGAAAGCCGGUGACCUUGCUCCCUCAUGAUAUACAAAAAAAUGCAGUAAAUAAAUUCAUGAAAAUGAUUGUUAAAGUUUGUAAAAAAAACA
Messenger RNA from Xyrauchen texanus (razorback sucker), 3735 nucleotides. RefSeq names its product T-cell surface glycoprotein CD3 zeta chain-like. The record is from RefSeq and is a predicted model, not a curated record. The transcript has 8 exons. Gene Ontology annotation, cellular component: Fc-epsilon receptor I complex. Gene Ontology annotation, molecular function: IgE receptor activity. Gene Ontology annotation, biological process: cell surface receptor signaling pathway. Bases 87 to 557 code for a protein of 156 amino acids. Lineage: Eukaryota; Metazoa; Chordata; Actinopteri; Cypriniformes; Catostomidae.